AUGGGCCGGCACAAGAGAAUACCGACGAAGAAUCGAAAGAAGCUGAAAUCGGUUGAUCCGUUCAACAAGAAAGCACCAGCACUGAAACACAAAGUCUUUAGUUUUCAGAAAAGCAAAGAAGAGGUGCUAGUUGAUAAGAAGGAGGUGAAGAAACGAAAACAACAUAAAAACAAGGUACUCGCUGAAGCAGAGAAGAUCGGUAUCCGUAAAGGACGUUUCGAAACUGUGUCUCACUUUGUACGUCGUGUUGAACGUAUGACUUACGCUGCUAUAAAUGAACACGAGAUGCUGGUCAAACAAGGCCUGGUUGGACGAAGUGAAUCAGAACUGGAAGCUGAUUUCAAACUACUGGAAGAGAAGGAGAAGAGAAUGAAAGAGCAAAAGAAAAACGAGAUUCAGAACAAAAUAAAAGCGGCUCGAGAAAAAAGAGAGCGUGAAGCGAAACUGAAAGAGGUAUGUAAAAAACUUAAAGAUGUAAUAAGCAAGAAAUCGACAUCUGGGAUACUUCUCGAUGAUGACACGGUCGUAAAGAAGAAGAAAAAGAAGUUGGGAGGUUCGGAUAAGAUUCGAGAGAAGAAGAAAUUAGCUGCUGAGCAAGCUCGUAAAGAAGCGGUAUUAAAUCAGAGAGGUGAACGAUUUUGCUCUGUGAUAGAAGUCAUCGCAUUUGGUGAACGUUAUGAUGCACCGCCGGAUUUCAAAGGGGCAAUGAAAAAGGAAAUGAAUCCGCUUAUGGCUAAGGCUGGCGCCAAAAAACUACUUCUCCACUCGCUCCUCCAUCAGAAUUCAAAUGGAUCGAAAACGAAGUAUUUGGAUGAUGGAAAAAGAGAGAAGCCUGGAGAAAUAGACCGCCAACGAGUCAUUGAGGCAUAUCGAGAAAUGAAACGGAAAAGGAACGUUGCGGCGGAAUGA
This is a messenger RNA of Haemonchus placei, 909 nucleotides long. The record is from the annotation of a GenBank genome assembly. NCBI's taxonomy places the organism in Eukaryota, Metazoa, Nematoda, Chromadorea, Rhabditida, Trichostrongylidae.